UGCUUUUCAUUCCGUCUUAGCAUUUAUUUUAAUACGCAUCUUAUGCGUGAGCAGGAAGUGACGAUUACGUCAGGGGCAAAUCCUCUUGCUGAAGUGUGUCGCCGCCUGUGAAGUGUCUGCAUAUUGUUACACUCACUUAGGAAGGCAGUAUGCUUCCCACCACAACCUAUUCUCCCCAGAGUCAUGGAAAUGGCACUGUAAACUCUAGAGAUGCUGCACGUCACACAGCAGGAGCAAAGAGAUACAAAUAUCUACGGCGGCUCUUCAGGUUUCGGCAGAUGGACUUCGAGUUUGCCAUGUGGCAGAUGCUGUACCUUUUUACAUCACCACAAAAAGUUUACAGAAACUUCCAUUACAGAAAACAGACAAAAGACCAGUGGGCUCGAGAUGAUCCAGCCUUUCUAGUCUUACUUAGCAUCUGGCUCUGUGUCUCCACUGUCGGUUUUGCUUUUGUACUGGAAAUGGGAUUUGUCCAGACAAUAAAGCUGCUUCUGUGGGUUGUUUUCAUUGACUGCAUUGGUGUUGGGCUUUUGAUUUCUACUUUAAUGUGGUUUAUUACCAACAAAUACCUAAUGAAACAACAAAGCAAGGACUAUGAUGUGGAGUGGGGAUAUGCUUUUGACGUGCAUCUCAAUGCUUUUUACCCUCUACUCAUCAUUCUGCAUUUCAUUCAGCCAUUUUUUAUCAAUCAUAUUGUAUUUAUAACGGAUGAAUGGUUCCUUGGAAGCUUUGUGGGAAACACCCUUUGGCUUAUUGCAGUGGGCUACUACAUCUAUAUAACUUUUCUUGGAUAUAGUGCAUUACCAUUCCUGAAGAACACGGUCAUCCUCUUGUACCCCUUUGCCCUGCUGGUUUUGGUGUAUUUCAUUGCCUUUGGGCUGAGAUGGAACUUCACUGCUGCACUUUGUAACUUCUAUCGCAUCCGAGUAUAGAAGAAUCAAAAGACGUCUUUGACUUCAGAACUAAGUGCUGCUUUAAGAGAUUUUUUAGCAGCAGGGGUCUGCCCUUCCUGUAAAUCUUGUAGAUAUCUCUGUAUAUUAUAUACAUAUUGGAUUGUUUUCACUGUAAAUGUAUUUGGGAUACUGGUAUGAUAAGGACAUUUUGUAUGGUUUUGGACUUGAGUGGCUCAGAUUAAUAUAUUAUCCCUUGUAAUUAGUGUACUAUAAUUGACACUGUACAUUCCUGUCAGUCACAUUUUUAAUUUGAAUAAAAAUACAUGUGACUAGUAU
Messenger RNA from Erpetoichthys calabaricus (reedfish), 1229 nucleotides. It is a transcript of the gene unc50, whose product is annotated as unc-50 homolog (C. elegans). The transcript is spliced from 6 exons. Bases 150 to 932 code for a protein of 260 amino acids. Lineage: Eukaryota; Metazoa; Chordata; Cladistia; Polypteriformes; Polypteridae. Gene Ontology annotation, cellular component: Golgi membrane. The record is from RefSeq and is a predicted model, not a curated record.